Molecule: messenger RNA, 2241 nt
Organism: Galleria mellonella (greater wax moth)
Lineage: Eukaryota; Metazoa; Arthropoda; Insecta; Lepidoptera; Pyralidae
Gene: Scp2
Product: calexcitin-1
Exons: 7
Coding region: 149-703 (184 amino acids)
Molecular function (GO): calcium ion binding
Source: RefSeq, a predicted model, not a curated record
UUUGCAACUGCAGUAGUACGAGUAUAUAGUCCAUACUUCAGGCAAAACUCGUCCGCCGCACGGCAUUUGACGUCGCGACACCGUAGCAGUAGCCCGCCAACAUAUCGCAGGUGCAUCAAAGCAGUGCGGCAACUAACGAAUUUUGAAAAUGUCCAUCUCAGAAUUCCGGCGGAAGAAGCUCCUUUACGUUUUCAACGUAUUUUUCGAUGUGAAUCAAAGUGGAACAAUAGAAAGAAAAGACUUCGAACUGGCGAUAGAGAAAAUCUGCAGUCUCCGCGGAUGGAAGCCAGGUGACUCAAAAAAUAGCGAAACACAUGAGAUUAUGAUCAAGAUUUGGGAUGGUCUACGAAAGAGAGCUGACUCCAACAAGGAUGGACAGGUAUCAGUAGAAGAAUGGGUAUCGAUGUGGAACGACUACGCACACAACCCAUCAGCGGCACUGCAGUGGCAGCAGCAAUACUGCCACUUCAUGUUCCAACUAGAGGACGCCAGUGCAGACGGGUCCAUAGACUCGGACGAGUUCACCACCGUUUGCUCAUCCUACGGCAUCGACCCGCAGGAGUGUAAAGUGGCUUUCAACAAAAUGGCCAAGGGCAAAAGCAGCGUCUCCUGGGAAGAAUUCCAGGAACUAUGGAAGGAGUAUUUCUCCACUGAGGACCCGACAGCCGCCGGCAAUUUCAUAUUCGGCAGAACUAGCUUCUAAGCAAACAGGCAUGUUGUUGACAUCAAAACUUUCAGGAGCCGAUCGAAACGGCCGAAAGGAUAUCGAACGGAGAACCGUCUCAAUACAUUCCAUUGAUAAUAUUAGAUUUAUGGAUCAGCAAAAUUGGCUUCAAAUGAGGCCUUCUAUGGGCGCCCGCCGACUCACAGUUCCGUGGAAUCGCGCAUUCAGUUUCUACAAAGCUUCGGCUCGGAGUGUGCGUUGGUGUUGUAACAAUCGAUUGUAAAUUAAUCGACAGUAUUCAAUUAAAUCAAAAUAUCCAUUGGCCUUUCAAUAAUAUCUUUCAUAUCGAUACGAGUAGUAUCGAUUUAAAAUUGUACGAAUUUUAAUCGUUUGUAAUCUAAUAAUCGUAUAUAAGCCUAUUUGAUAAUAUUAAUUAUAGUCCAAGCAAGAUUAUCGAUUAAUUUCUAUAUAAUCGUUAGUACUAUACAAAUACAUUAAUCGAUAGUAUAUUACCUAAUUAUAACCGAUUAUAUCGUAUUAUAUCGAUUCAAUAAACGAUUAUUAGAUUAUCUACGGUACCAAUGGAACUAUCGAUUAAGAAUCGACAUCCAAUACUAGUGUACGAGAGCUAACAUGUCAAUAUCUGAUUCCUUUGUGUGUCUGUCUGUGUUCAGAAUAGUGGUAAUUCUUAAACAUUUCUCUUGAAUAGCGAUACAGUAAUUUAAUGGUCACUUUACUCACUUCUUUUUAAAUCUUGAAGCUCAAGCGAAUAUUAGUGUUUCGAGUUACUAGGAUCUAAUCUUAUGACAACGAAUGAAUUAUUCACUAUUUUCAUCAUUAUUAGCAUAUCUUGUAGUCAUAUCUAAUAUAAAUUCUUCUCAUAUAAUACUUCACCGAAAUGUUACCCGAAUUAUAUAAGAUUUAAAUAUUUAUAAUAAUAUGUAUGAAAGUUAUUUUGUUUUGUAUAAUAUAUAAAUGAUUCUUAACAUUGUUCUUAAUAAGGAUUACGAAAUAAAUUCACGGGAUAUAGUGUUACAUAUAUAACACUAUGUAUGUUACAAUUAAAACUUAAACGGUCAAAAUUCACUUUAAAAAAUACAACAAUCAUAAAUAAGCACUUUUGACCUGUCAAUUGUAGUCAAAAAUAUAUUUGACCAAUUGAGAAAUUUGACUGUAACGUAUGAAUUUACCGUCUUAUUCAUAAAAAAUAAUACCAUUAAAUUAAAUGUUGUGCUAAAACCCAUUUACCUUUUACAAUGUCACUUUUAAAUUGAGAAUUUAAUACAAAUGUCAAAUGAUUUCAAUAGCUCAAACAGAAAAUGACAUUUGACUUCUUUUUUUAAUGAAUGAGGCGAUAAAAUAAUACAUAUACGUAAACCUGAAUAAGUCCGAUUGUAUGUUACAUUUCUACUGCGGUUAUACUUAUAUAAAUUCUAGUCAUUUCAUGCGUUUUUAAAUGUUAUUUAUAAAAUUAUAUAAUUCAUGUUUUUGUGUCGAUAUAAGAAUUUUUACAUGUUACGUUGCUGUAUCAAAAUGAUUAUAGCAUUAUAGAAAUCUAUUAAAUGUAUGUAAAUAUA